Molecule: messenger RNA, 2227 nt
Organism: Cuscuta epithymum
Lineage: Eukaryota; Viridiplantae; Streptophyta; Magnoliopsida; Solanales; Convolvulaceae
Source: the annotation of a GenBank genome assembly
GGCAUACAGCUAACAAACUACGGAGUAUAUACGAUAAUACGACCAUAAAAAUAUACGGAGUACUACGUAAAAUAACUGCUGCUUUAUUUUUACUACUCGGCAAGUUAACAAAUUUCGGAUUGAACAAUUUGUUUUCGUCAUUUCUCCGAUCUCCAUCGUUUCAUCGACUAGAAACAAUAGGAUGGUGGUUGUUUCUUCUGUUCGAGACUACAUCAAUCGCAUGCUACAGGACAUUUCUGGAAUGAAAGUCCUCAUUCUCGACUCCCACACGUUGUUGUAGGUUAGUAUUGUGAGUGUGGUAUAUAGUCAGACUGAGCUUCUUAAGAAGGAAGUGUUUCUUGUGGAACUGGUGGAGUCUAUUACUCUGUCCAAGGAACCAAUGUCACAUCUUAAAGCAGUCUAUUUUCUGAGGCCGACAUCAGAGAAUAUCCAACACAUGCGCCGUCAGCUCUCUAAACCUAGGUUUGGAGAAUAUCACCUAUUUUUCUCAAAUAUAAUGAAAGAUACCCAGAUUCAUAUUUUAGCUGACUCUGAUGAAAAUGAAGUGGUGCAGCAGCUUCAGGAAUUUUACGCAGACUUUGUUGCAAUUGACCCCUAUCAUUUCACUCUUAAUAUGGCAUCAAAUCACAUGUACAUGCUUCCAGCAGUUGUAGAUCCAUCAGGUCUGCAGCAUUUUUGCGAUAGAGUGGUUGAUGGACUUGCUGCUCUUUUUCUUUCUUUGAAACAAAGGCCUGUUAUUCGAUAUUCACGGACAUCUGAUAUUACAAAAAGGAUAGCUCAAGAAGCAGCGAAGCUAAUGUAUCAGCAGGAAAGUAGCCUAUUUGAAUUCAGACGGCCAGAAAUUUCCCCCUUGUUGCUAGUAAUUGAUAGAAGGGAUGACCCUGUUACUCCACUACUUAAUCAAUGGACCUAUCAGGCCAUGGUUCAUGAAUUAAUAGGCAUCCAAGACAAUAAGGUUGACCUUAGUAGUAUAGGCAAUUUCCCCAAGGAUCAACAGGAGGUUGUACUGUCAUCAGAGCAAGAUAGCUUUUUCAAAGCUAAUAUGCAUGAAAACUUUGGAGACAUAGGAAUGAAUAUCAAACAGAUGGUUGACGUUUUCCAACAAGUUUCAAAAAGUAAUCAGAACAUCCAGACAAUAGAGGACAUGGUAAAAUUUGUAGACAACUACCCAGAGUACAAAAAAAUGCAUGGCAAUGUUUCUAAGCAUGUAACCUUAGUUACUGAAAUGAGCAAGAUAGUUGAAGAAAGAAAACUAAUGAUAGUCUCAGAAGCGGAACAAGAAUUGGCUUGCAAUGGUGGACAGGGAGCAGCAUUCGAGGCUGUAACUAAUCUGCUAAACAAUGAAAGUAUUUCUGAUAUUGACCGGUUACGGCUGGUCAUGCUGUAUGCAUUGCGCUAUGAGAAAGAAAGCCCUGUUCAACUUAUGCAGUUGUUUAACAAAUUGGCUUCUGGUUCGGCCAAGUACAAACCUGGGCUUGUGCAGUUUCUACUAAAGCAAGCUGGAGUCGAUAAAAGAACUGGGGAUCUCUAUGGAAACAGGGAUCUCCUAAAUAUUGCAAGAAAUAUGGCCCGUGGACUUAAGGGCGUUGAGAAUGUUUACACCCAGCAUCAGCCUCUUCUAUUCCAAACUAUGGAGAGCAUUACUAAAGGGCGAUUAAGAGAUGUUGACUACCCUCUUGUUGGGAAUCACUAUCAGCAAGGCAGGCCACAUGAUGUGAUAAUCUUCAUUGUUGGAGGGACUACGUAUGAAGAGUCACGUGCAGUUGCUUUACAAAAUUCUGUGGCAUCUGGCAUUCGUUUCAUACUCGGCGGCUCUGUAAUUCUCAAUUCUAGGAGAUUUCUGAAGGAUCUCGAAGAAGCCCAGAGAAUUGCUCGGACAAGCACUAGCGUGGCUUAAAAGAUUCAGCAUCAGGACUUUCCCGCCAUUUAUGAUGGACAAGUAAAAAUAGGCCCGCAUCUUUUUUAUGUUGGGAUGAUGUAGUGAAGUUCAAGAGUGCGACUUAUUGAACAUUGAAAGUUUGAUGUAUAAAGUUACCUUUAGUGCCAUGGACAAUCACAAUUGUAGUAUUUGACAAUAAUAUUUAUACGGCAAGAGAAACGUCCAAUUAGUACAAGUCCAAACCCGAUUUCUAACUACUACGGCUUUCCUUUUAUUUUUUGACAACUAACUAAAGAUUUUGUAAUUUAUUCACACAAAGUUCUAUUUAGUAAUUCAUUUGACAUAUUA